This is a messenger RNA of Sphaeroforma arctica JP610, 192 nucleotides long. RefSeq lists its product as hypothetical. Lineage: Eukaryota; Ichthyosporea; Ichthyophonida. The record is from RefSeq and is a predicted model, not a curated record. The transcript has a single exon. The annotation marks the transcript as partial.
GGAAUCGAGAAGUCCAUACCAUCCUCACAACCACAAUCUGGUACAAAUCCCAAGGCAUCGUCACAUACGGCACCCGCUAAAAAAAAGAGCUUGUUUGCACUUGACUUCGAGAAGCGCCGUGCCAAUGCUAUGGGACAGGGCGUAGUGCACAGUGGUAGGUUUGUGUAUAUGCAUAGACGCCUUGUCGAUUAA